AUGAAAUAUUUGAUAAGGUCAUUUAGUUUUAAAUAAUUUUAUUAGUAAUAAUUUUUUGCAUUUAGUAAGAGACCUAAAUAGUUAGAUAUUGAUACAAUAAUAGAAUCACAUAAAAGUAAAGUUGGUUUAGAGGAUGAGCUUAAAAAAUAUGAAAAUAAUCUUAAAAUUGACUAAAUUUAAUUAAAUUUAAAAGAUAUUUAAAUUCCAAAAGAGCAUUUAGAAAUAAGGUAUAGUAAGAGUUCAGGUGCGGGAGGAUAACACAUCAACAAAACAAAUAGCAAGGCUGAAAUAAGAUUUAACAUAGAUACUGCUAAAUGGAUUGAAGACGAUGUGAAGAAGAGACUUAAGUCAUAAUAUCAAUAACAUAUUAAUUAAGAUAAUUAUUUAAUAUUGUAAUGUUAAACUGGAAGAGAUUAAGACUCUAAUUUAAGAGAAGCUAUAGAAAAAUUAAGGCAAAUCAUAUGGGAAUGUUCACUUCCAGAAAAAGAAAGAUUAAAUCUGAUUCCAGCAGAAACAAAAGACCUUUAAAAAAAGCGUAUUGAUGUUAAAAGAAAAAAAAGUGAAGUAAAAUCAACUAGAUCUAUCCGUUGA
Messenger RNA from Tetrahymena thermophila SB210, 591 nucleotides. Its product is annotated as peptidyl-tRNA hydrolase. Gene Ontology annotation, molecular function: translation release factor activity. Gene Ontology annotation, cellular component: mitochondrial large ribosomal subunit. Lineage: Eukaryota; Ciliophora; Oligohymenophorea; Hymenostomatida; Tetrahymenidae. Gene Ontology annotation, biological process: mitochondrial translational termination. The transcript has a single exon. The record is from RefSeq and is a predicted model, not a curated record.